This is a messenger RNA of Mus caroli (Ryukyu mouse), 2280 nucleotides long. It is a transcript of the gene Ttc12, whose product is annotated as tetratricopeptide repeat domain 12. Gene Ontology annotation, cellular component: centrosome; cytoplasm. Lineage: Eukaryota; Metazoa; Chordata; Mammalia; Rodentia; Muridae. Gene Ontology annotation, molecular function: protein binding. Gene Ontology annotation, biological process: axonemal dynein complex assembly; sperm axoneme assembly. The record is from RefSeq and is a predicted model, not a curated record.
UCCACUUCCCGUCCGAUCCUGGGCACUAAAGAGAUUUGUGUCUGCAAUGGCUGACGAUCAAGAGAGAGACUUGCAGAGAUUUCUGGAAAAUGUGGAUGAAAUAACCAGUUUAAUCCAAGAGAUGAAUUCUGAUGAUCCCUUCAUACAGCAGAAAGCUGUCCUGGACUCGGAAAAGAAACUCCUGCUGAUGGAGAGAGAGCAAGAGGAGGACGGGUGCAGGACCACUCUGAAUAAGACCAUGAUCAGUCCUCCACAAACUCCCGAGGUUUCCCUUUCCGCUAUGGAGAAUGCAGAUGAAAUGAGCCCAGAUGCCUUCUUGGCAUCCGUGGAGAAGGACGCCAAGGAACGAGCCAAGAGAAGACGAGAAAACAGAGUCCUGGCAGAUGCCCUAAAGGAGAAGGGGAACGAGGCCUUUGUCAGGGGCGACUAUGAAACAGCCAUAUUCUUCUACAGUGAGGGCUUGGGGAAGCUCAAGGACAUGAAGGUGCUGUACACCAACCGAGCCCAGGCUUUUAUAAAACUUGGGGACUAUCAGAAGGCUCUCGUGGAUUGUGACUGGGCUCUGAAGUGUGAUGAGAAUUGUACAAAGGCCUACUUCCACAUGGGGAAAGCCCACUUGGCCCUGAAGAACUACAGCAAGGCUAAAGAGUGUUAUCAGAAGAUUGGAGAGAUAAACCCCAAGCUGAAGGCACAGGUGAAAGAACACCUAAAUCAAGUAACUCUUCGAGAGAAAGCAGAUCUUCAAGAGAAGGAAGCCCAAGAAUCUCUGGAUUCAGGAAAGAACACAGCAGUGACAACCAAAAAUCUCCUGGAAACCCUAUCCAAGCCUGGCCAGACACCCUUGUUCUAUGCAGGAGGCAUUGAGAUUCUGACAGAAAUGAUGACUGACUGCACAGAGCGAACAUUGUUCAGAACUUACGGUGGAUUCAGCACCAUCAGUGACCAUGAGAUCAUCAGAAGGUGCCUCUUCUUAACAGGGAAGGAUGCAGUCGAGGAGGUGCUUUGCGUAUCUGUUCUAAAACUCUGGCAGGAGGUUUGCGUCGACAAUGAGGAGAAUCAGCGCCUGCUUGUGACCCACCCCGAUAUGGCCAGGCUGCUGCCUUCCUUCAUGACUUCCAGAAUCCUGGUGAUUCAACAGCAGAGCCUGGACCUACUGCUGCAGCUCACUCAGACGGAGAAUGGCCGGAACCAAGUGAUCAAGCACCUUGACAUGACCCAACUGUGUGAAGCACUGCUGUCAUUUCUUGACUUCUCAGAUAAGAAGGCCAAUACAGCCAUCGGAAUACUCACAGACUUGGCUCUAGAAGAAAGAUUCCGAGUCUGGUUCCAGACCAACCUUCCAGAUGUCCUCCCCGCUCUCACAGGCGCUCUGAAACGAGAGCCCAAGAUAUCCAGCCCCUCUGCCCUCUGCCAGUGCAUUGCUCUGUUGGGAAACAUCAGCGCUGAGCCUACUACCAGAAAACACAUGAUAGCUCAUGAAGAAUUUGGGAAUGCCUGCUUGGACCUCCUGGUCAAGUGUGAAGAGGACAUGGACCUAUUCAGAGGGAUCACAUAUACCCUCCUAGGACUCAUUAUGAACUUGUGUCUUGAAAUCACCUUCCUCUCUGAGAUGUGGGUUGUGAAGAUGAGCCGGAAGUGCCUGUCUCUACUGAACAGCAAGGAUGGAGGAAUCUUAACAAGAACGGCAGGUGUUCUGAGCCGGACCCUUUCUUCCUCUCAGACCAUUGUGGAGGAGGCCCUGACAGCAGGAGUGGUCAAGAAAAUGAUUAAAUUCCUGAGGAUGGGAGGCCAGACUGCGUCACGCUACGCCAUAAAGAUACUGGCUAUCUGCACGAACAGCUGCCAUGCAGCUCGGGAAGAAGUAGUGAGGCUUGAUAAAAAGUUCGACCUUUUGAUGCUGCUGCUUGCCUCUGAGGAUGAAAUUCUGGCGGGCAAUGCUGCCCUCUGCCUUGGCAACUCCAUGGAAGUGCCCAGUGCAGCCCCUUCCUUGCUGAAGACGGACAUCGUGAGGGUGCUCUUGAAGCUGGCAGGCAGCGACUCAAAGGAGACAGGCGUGCAGCUGAAUGCAGGCAUCGCUCUGGGGAAGCUGUGCACUGCUGAGCCCAGGUUUACUGCCCAACUGCGAGAGCUUCACGGGAUACAAGUUCUCAACUCUGCAAUGAAACACUUGAAUGAUUCUUGAAAGACACGGUGCCAGUGUAAAAGCCUGUGAGCACGCGCGCACACACACACACCUCUGGGCCAGGGGACACUGCUCUGCUAAUAAAUUCUUUUUAAAUA